Messenger RNA from Microplitis mediator, 2735 nucleotides. RefSeq names its product putative ankyrin repeat protein RF_0580. Gene Ontology annotation, molecular function: protein binding. The record is from RefSeq and is a predicted model, not a curated record. Lineage: Eukaryota; Metazoa; Arthropoda; Insecta; Hymenoptera; Braconidae. The transcript has 3 exons. The coding region runs from base 392 to 1528 and encodes 378 amino acids.
CAGUAGGGUACUAUAGGUACUACACGUUAACAGUAAAGUUAAAGUAUAGUGAGUAUACUCGUCCCAACCAAAGAGUCUUUGUCGAUUUAAAUAAAUACUUCAUCGGAAUACUUGAGAAUCGAAUUAAAAUUUAUGGUGGAAGUGUAGGAAUGGAAGGUUAGCUCGGGAAAUGAAAAAACGUCUCAAUCUUGUAUCAGGACAAUCAUAUUGAUUUGUAUUAUCCUGCAUUUACUGUAUUUAAUUUAUAAUUCAUAUUACUGAUAUGUUCAUCAUCCGAAACUAAUACGGAUUCUUUUUAUCAUCGGAGCAAUGCAGAUUUAGAGCUGGUUUUCUUAAUUUAUUGUUUGCAAGAUAUUGAAAUAACAAUAAAUCGACAAAUAAAAAAAAAGUCAUGGCAUCAAAUGUUAUAAAUAAUGACGUAAAAGUAUUUUAUAAUGCCAUUGCAGAAAAGCAAAUUGAUAUUAUUAAACAAUGUUUAGAGGAUAAUAUUUUAAUGUUUAUUAAAAAUAAGUGUAUUAAACCUCCACUUCAUCAUGCAGUUUUAAGUGGCUGUAGAGAAAUAGUUGUAUUGCUUUUGAAUGAAAUUGAUGAUAUUGAUUGUGUUGAUUCGUAUGGUAAGACAGCGUUACAUUUGGCCGUUCAAAAUGGGUAUGCAGAUAUUGUUCAAAAAUUAUUAAAUGAAGGUGCUAAUGUCAAUAUUACAUGUAAAAGAAAAAAAUCUGCACUUAGUUAUGCAUUAGAUGAAAUUGGUUCAUUGCGCUCUCAACUUUUAAAAAAAAAAUAUUUGGGUGAAAAUGAUGAAGAUGACAACAAGACUAAAAUUGCUAUUCGUAAAAAUAAUUUAUUUCAAAAAAAACAUUAUAGUUUAUAUCAGUUUGUUCAAAUCGCGGAGUAUCUUGAGGAAUGUAUAAUUAAAUUCCAAACUAUGAAUUUAUAUAUAAGUGAACAAAAUUUACAAUUGAUUGAAGAUUAUAGAAGUAUUGAGUAUGAAGAGGAUGAGUAUUCUGAUAUGGAGUUAGACGUAGACUUUGUACCCAGAAAUUUUUAUAAACAGUGUGAAAAUGAAUUUAUUAUUAUAAAAAAUUAUAAAUUCGGAGUUGAUAAUAUUUCGUUUUAUGAUAUUUUGAUAAGCGAUACAUUUAAUGAUAAUCAAUUAUCAAAUUAUGCAAAAAAUUUAUUUCAGAUUGAUUAUAAAGUUAAAUUCAGAUUAUAUGCCGGAAUAAUAAAGAAUCGUCUAAAAAGAGGAAUAGAAAGAAAUAAAUUAUUGCUCCAAGUCAACCAAAAUGGAAAAAAUGAUUAUUCAUUUUUUAGAAACCUUCAGUUAAAUUUUUAUUGUAUUUAUGAAAUAUUCAAAUAUCUUAAUAACGAAGACUUGAAAAAUUUAAUAGAAGUAAUUCGAACGCCAAGUAUUUUUAAUGAUUGUAAAUCUAGUUUGUUGAAAGAAAAUGAUCCAAUUAUUCAAAUAAUUAAACAAAAAAAUGAAAAUUCAGAAAAAAUAAAACGAACAAGGAUAUCAAUUACCCUCUAGAUUAUAAAUUAAUUAAGUUGAAUUAAUAUUUAUAUUUAAUAAAAUUUUAGUAGUAAAAAGUUAAUUAAUAGUUUUGGAUUUAAACAAAUCAAGAUUGUUAAUGUAAUUGUAUUUUUUUAAUUAUAUAUAAACUUUAUAUUACUUUUAAAAAUAGCCUAAUUUUAUUUGAAUAAAUAAUUAAUCAUUUGAUUUACAACUGAAACAAUAAGUGAUAUGUUUUAUUUAGAAUAAACUUUAUUAGAAAAAUUAUGAAAUCGAAUUCAAAAUCUAUGCCAUACUGUCAAAAAUUUGAUGGAAAAACCACAUCUAAUUCCCGUAAACAAAGUGCAGCAGUAUGUAUAAUACAUGAUUCAAUCUUAUUUGACCCAGAUUUCUUACCUCGUAUCUUUUCAUGUUAGAAAAUGAAGAAAACGUCGCGUCCCAAUUGAGUCAAGUAAUUGAUAAUGUACUGAUAUUGAUUGUAAUAUUAAAAAAAUAACACCCUUUUAGUAAAUCUUAAAAAUUUAAUCAGUUUUUUUUUUAUAACUCACCGUCGUUUAAAUAUUUUAGAAAAACAAGGGUACGAGAAAAUUCGACGAUAGUAAUACAAAACAUGAGCGUAUGUUGAGUUUUGUAAGUAUUUCGAGAUUAUACAAUUGUUUGAAAAUUAUAAGAAUGUCCUGGUAUGAGGAUAUGUUGACCCACUCAUGUCGGAACCGGAAUAAUAUCCUGAAACAGAAAACUUAACCAAGUGCUUAGAUGAAGAUCUGUCAUAUGAGCUGUAGCACGCAAAAAUAUUAAUAAAUAAUAAAAAUACAAAUAAAAAAAUCUGAAAACCGCCUGACCCUUCGGGCCAGCCCCAAAACUUCCCGCUGUUUUCGAGCUCAUGGAGCUCAAAAACAUUAUUGUGAAUACAUUUCCGAGCUCUUCGAGCUCGAAAAUACUUUUGUAUGCCAUUGUUUUCAAAAAAACCAUUUUUAGCAUUUCUUUCUCCCACGAUAUUUCGCGAACGAAUUAACCGAUUUUGAUGGUUGAGGCAGGAAUCGACGCGUUUUACCAAGUACUAAAGCUGAUAAAAUUUUGAUAUUGAUUUAUCCAGCCGUUUUUGAGAAAUUUAAAAAAACCAAAAAAAAUUUUUUUUUUGAAUUCUUUCGUCAACGGUUUCUCUUGAACGAAUGAACCGAUUUUGAUGGUUGAGGUGGCAUUCGAUGCGGCUCAUAAAGUUUUA